GAAUGUGGAUGCGUAAGCCUGUAAUUGUAAUUCGAUCAAAUAUGUCGCAUUCAUGACAUUCUAGCUGUGAUUGCUAAUGCAACUUCCUCUAGUUUGCUACCGACUGAAACUACAGAAAAGCUCAACAAUUGUCGUCCCUCGACGUUUUUCCUGCAGUGGAAAAGUUUGCGAGCGACAGACAAUUGGUCACCAUGGGAAUCAAAAAAAGUGCAACUAUGAGUUACAGAAAACUUCCCAAUCAAAUCCCUCUACUAAUUCGUAACAAACCUCAAUCAAACCCACAACCUUUUCAAUCAAACUCUCACGCCAAACAAUCCACUAAUCUCAUCAAAGCGUACUUCAAUAAUGGCCUGCUCAACCACGCACGCCAACUGUUCGAAGAAAUGCCUGACCGAGACGUAGUUGCAUGGACAGCCAUGAUUUCUGGAUACACAGGUUGUAACCACCACAACUCUGCGUGGAUGAUGUUUAAAGAUAUGACGAGGGAAAGUUCCGAUCACCCAAACGCCUUCACCUUUUCAAGCGUCUUAAAGGCUUGUAAAGGCAUGAAGUCCCAUUGCUGUGGUGCUUUAAGCCAUGGCCUUGCUUUGAAGCAUGGACUUGUUGGUGCCAGCAUAUAUGUCGAUAAUGCCCUUUUAGACAUGUACGCCACUUGUUGUGUUACUAUGGAGCUUUCUCAUUCCGUGUUUCAAGAGAUUCCUGUGAAAAAUCAGGUGUCUUGGACUACACUUAUAACCGGAUUCACUCAUAGAGACAAUGGGGUUGCAGCCCUUGAAAUAUUCCAACAAAUGUUUAUGGAAAAAGCCGAACAAAGCCCGUAUAGUUUCUCAAUUGCAAUCCGCGCAUGCGCAGGAAUCACCUCUCACACAUACGGAACACAAAUCCACGCUUCCGUGGUCAAACACGGGUUUGACCGUAACAUUCCCGUAUCAAACUCAUUACUCGACAUGUAUUGCAAAUGUAACCGUUUCCAAGAAGCCGACAAUUGUUUUAAAGAAAUGAACGAAAAAGACGACAUCACAUGGAACACAUUAAUAUCCGGAUACCAAAACUCCAAUCCAAUCAAGUCCCUACACUUGCUUUCACAAAUGGAGCUUUGCGGGUGUCACCCAAAUCACUUCACAUUCUCGAGCCUCAUCACCGCGUGUACUAAUCUCUCGAUUUUGACCUCCGGUCAACAAAUUCACGGAAAGAUUUUCAAAAUCGGACUCGACAACAAUUUGCCAUUAGCGAAUUCGCUAAUCGACAUGUACGCAAAGUCCGGUGACAUCGAGGAUUCCAAAAGGGUAUUUUCGGAAUUGCGUAAUCGGGAUGUUGUUUCGUGGACUUCGAUGAUGAUUGGAUUCGGGAACCACGGGUACGGAAACGAAGCGGUUCGGUUGUUUAAUGAAAUGGUGGAUUCGGGUAUACGACCCGAUAUGAUUGUAUUUAUGGCGAUUCUUACGGCUUGUAGUCAUUCGGGACUUGUUAAUGAGGGGUUGGAUUACUUUAAAUUGAUGAUUAAUGAGUAUGGAAUUAUCCCGAGUAGAGAGAUUUACGCGUGUGUUGUUGAUUUGCUCGGGCGGGGCGGGCGGGUUGGGGAGGCGUAUGAGGUGAUAAAAAGUAUGCCGUUUAAAGGGGAUGAAUCGGUUUGGGCAGCGUUCCUUGGAGCUUGUCGGGCACACGGGCAGCCGAAGAUGAUGAGUGAAUGUGCCCGAGAGGUGUUGGAUUUGAAGCCUAGAAAAUCGGGGAUUUAUGUGUUGUUGGGUGAUAUGUAUGCUUUGGAAGGUAAAUGGGGUGAUAGGGUGAAGAUGAGGCGGUUGUUGAAUGAAUCCGGGAAUAAGAAAGUCGCGGGGAGGAGUUGGGUGGAGGUUCGUGAUCGGAUUUAUAGUUUUGUUGCCGGAGAUGGAGAUAGGUGUGAUUCGUAUGUGGGGCCCAUUUACGAGGUUCUUAGCGUGUUGGGUCGUCACAUGGUAGAGAAGAUUGAAGUUUCUUGA
Lactuca saligna is the source of this 1976-nucleotide messenger RNA. The record is from the annotation of a GenBank genome assembly. Lineage: Eukaryota; Viridiplantae; Streptophyta; Magnoliopsida; Asterales; Asteraceae.